Leptosomus discolor (cuckoo roller) is the source of this 3383-nucleotide messenger RNA. NCBI's taxonomy places the organism in Eukaryota, Metazoa, Chordata, Aves, Leptosomiformes, Leptosomidae. The record is from RefSeq and is a predicted model, not a curated record.
AUGGUCCAGAUGUGGGAGGUGUGGGAUGAGCUCGAGGAAGUUUCAGGCAACACAGCCCCCUUCUUCAACAUGACCUUUGUCUACGUGCCUGAGGACCUGGAGUUGGGCCAGCAAGCUUUCCAGCUGACGGCUAUUGACAUAGACGGGGACCCACUCACCUACAGCAUCAGUGGGCCAGAGGCCUUCUACUUCUCUGUUGAUGCCCAGACAGGCAAUGUGAUGCUGAGGAACUCCUUGGACCGCGAGCUCCAGCCCAAGCUCACCAUCACCGUCGAGGUGUCUGAUGGGGUGAAUGAUGCGGUCUCCAGAAAACUGCCGAUCAUCGUGGAGGACCGUAACGACAAUGCCCCGGUCUUCCAGCACCUGCCGUACGAAACCUCCAUCCCUGAGAACAUGGAACUCGGCAGCAUCAUCUACACCGUGUUUGCCUACGACAGCGACACUGGGAAUGCCUCCAAAGUCAGCUACCGCAUCGAGGAGGUGAUCCCAGACAGCGCAAAGAAUCACUGGCUCUUCUACAUCCUGUCCAACGGGAGCGUGGUGCUCAAUGGCUCGCUGGACUAUGCCAAGAACACCUUCUACCAGCUCAAGAUCCUUGCGGAGGACGGUGGGGGGUUGCUGCACAACGUGUUGACCUUCCAGCAGAGCUCCACCUACCUGUCCCUGACGAUCCGCGACCUGCCCAACCUGGGCCCACGGUUCCUCAACGAGCCCUAUUCCGGCUCUGUGCCUGAGAACUGCGCCCCGGCAUUAGGGCAGCUGCAGAUGUCAGGUCCUGCCCUGAUGGCCAUGUCCCUGCAGGGCACUGCUGUGCUGACUGUCACCGCCAUGGACAGAGACACGGGGGUGAAUGAUGAAAUCUCCUACAACAUCACCAUUGCCAGCUCCCCCUUUGCUAUCAAUGCCACGACGGGCACCAUCACUGUGAGUGGGCUCCUGGACCGUGAGCAGCUGCCAAGCGAGGAGGUGCUGCUGGAAGUCACGGCAUCUGAGGUGAACCUGGACAUUCAUGGCGAGGUGGCCCAGGCCAGCACCCUGGUGACAGUCAUGGUGACAGAUGUCAAUGACAACAAGCCCCAGUUCUACCACUGCUCCCUCUCCACCUGCAACUUCUCCACCAGUGCCCAGAACAACUUCUGGGGCGAAAUCAUAGAGCACUCCUCCUCCAGACUGCCUGUGUCCAACCUCAGCAUCACUGCCCACGACCCAGACAAGAGCAUCAACAGCAGUUUUGAGCUGUACCUGCAGGGUCCAAAUUCCAACGCCUUCACUGUCUCCCCCACAAAGAUCAUUGGCACAGGGGAGGUCCAGCUCCUGGUGAAAGACCCGUCCUCUGUGGACUACGAGAUAAGCCAUGUCAUGGUGGUGCAGAUUGUUGCCAAUGACACAGGGAACCCCACAGACUGCUGCUCCACAGCCACUGUGACCAUCAGCCUCAUUGACAGCAACGACCACAUCCCUGAGUUCCCCCAGAGCACCUACAACCUGAGCGUGAUGGAGAACAGCCCUGCUGGCACCAUCGUCUCCCCAAACAUCACGGCCUACGACCGGGACAGUGGCAUCCUGGGCCAGAUCACCUACCAGCUGCUCCCAGAGAGCAUCCGUAAUAUCUUCAUGGUCAACGCCACGACUGGAGCAGUGCUCGUUCAGAACGGGAGCUUGCUGGACCGGGAGACUCGCUCUAUCUACUAUGCCAACCUCCAGGCCAAGGAUGGGGACAACCUGGUGGGCACCACGGUGCUGGAGAUCACCGUGCUGGAUGACAAUGACAUGGCACCCAUCAUCACUGGCUCUUACUUCAUCUCUGUGGAAGAGGGGCAAAAUGUCAGCACGCAGAUCCAGGCCAUUGACAACGACGAGCCUGGCAACCCCAACAGCAAACUGGGCUUCAAGAUCUUGCCGGGACCGUUCAGCAACAGCUUCACCAUCGACGUGACCACAGGCGAGAUGCACAGCAAGGAGCCGCUGGACCGCGAGGCCUUGGAAGAUGAGCGGGGGCAGAUGGUGGUGGGAGUGGAGGUGUACGACCACGGCGUGCCACAGCUCAGCACCUCGGUGAACGUCACCAUCACUGUGGGGGACAUGAACGACAAUGCACCCAUGUUCCUCAACCAGUCCUAUAAGUUCUCAGUCUUUGAAGACUCUCCAGGGUCCCUCGUGGGUGAGGUGGAGGCCACAGAUGCCGACCGGACAGAGAUCAAUUCCCGCAUUUCCUUCCUACUUCAGAGGGGUGGUGGUUCCAGCAACUUCUUGAUCCGCUCGUCCCACCUGGGGCCAGGGCACUACAGUGGGCAGCUGUCUGUGGACCCCGACACAUCCCUGGACUAUGACACCCUGCAGCAGAAGUUCUUCUCUUUGGUGGUGCUGGCAGAGAACACAGCUGCAGACAAUGUGGGGGACACUGCCAAUGCCUCAGUGGUGGUCCACAUCCUAGACAUCAAUGACGAGCCCCCCACCUUCCUGCCUAACUCGCUACGGGACGUGAACGUGAGCGAGAAUGGCACACAGCAGGGUCUGGUCCACACGCUGGUCGCCUCUGAUCCAGACACCAACCACUCGCUGGUCUUCUGGGAGCUGGCAGUUGCCUGCUUCAAGGGGGCUCGCAGCGCCGGGGAGGUGUGCUGGGACUGGUUCAUACUGGCACCCAACGGCUCAGUGCUGGUGAACAGCUUGGACAUCGACUAUGAGCUGUGCGACACGGUGGUGCUCACGCUGCGGGCUGAAGACCUGUACACUGAGAGGGGCAACCGCUACAGCCAGAACGAAACCCUGAGGAUCCUCAUCAUCGAUGAGAAUGACAACACACGGCUCUUCCUGCCCAUCUUGGAAACCUUUGUGGUUGUCCCUGAAAUCUCUUCUGAGAACCUGCAAGUGGCUACCGUGAAGGCCACAGAUGCUGACUCGGGGCUGAGGGGAACCAUCACCUUCUCCAUUGUCAGUGUGGUGCUCGUGCAGGACAACGGGGUCAGCCAGCCCUUCGAGAAGCUUUUCAAGGUGGUGACAACGCCCGAGCAGGACAGCUACGUCGGGAGCAUCCUGGUGGACAGCAACCUUGAUGUCUCGCUGAAGGGGCAGUACCAGCUGACAGUGGAGGCUCGGGAUGGCGAGGCACCGGUGCACACAGCACAGACUGUGCUGAAUAUCUUCGCAGUAGAUCAGAGCUACCGUGUUCGCCUCCUGUUCGUGGCAACGGUGGAUGAAGUCCAAAGUAACUCCGAAAAAAUCAAAUUGGCCCUGACCACCGCCACCAAGGCAGGGGUCUACGUAGCGGCCAUCCGAAGAGUGGAGGAAACCCGUGCCUCCCAGGUGGAAGCCAAGUCGGCGAUGGAGGUGUACUUCGUGUACAGCAAUGGCACCGCCCUGGACGUCAACCAGCUGAGCGU